ACAUAAAUCAUGUGGUGUGAUUUCWAGAMAAGUCGUUAACUUGAUCAACACAUCAGAUGGGAGGAGGUCUGGGUCGGUUUCUAAGAGCUGCUUCAAGCUUCUGUAAAUACCUCCAUUAUGAGCCACAACCAGCAUCAUGUUUGCAUGAGGAAGAGGAACGUUGUGGUGAAUUGUUGAGACGCUGCUAUAAAAGCGUCUGCAGCUUCUCUGGUUCUGCAGGUUUCAGCGAUGGCAGUGGAGCUCGGUUCUGGUUAUGAUAAUCCCACCUUCAAAACCCGAAAAGUGACAAAUAUGGAUGUUUCUUCAGGCGACAUUUAUGAAAACUUUCAGAGACCUGAACAAUACGAACAGCAGAAACCAAAACCAAACUCUGACGUGACGCCUAAAGAAGCUGCUGCCAUGAUGCCGAACGUUAAAGUCCAUCUGGUUCUGGUUUCGGUGGGGAUCGUCUCCGUCCUGCUGGUCAGCAUCGGGUUCUUCUCCUGGGCCGGUUGGAAAAUGAACCAACAUGAUGAAACUGUGACUGAUCUGGGGAAACAGAAUGAACAUCUGAAGACUGAGAAUGAAAAAUUACAGAAUGAAACUGAGAAACUCAGGAGACACGUGGAAAACUUAAAUGAGAAAUCACAGAAUGAAACUGAGAAACUGAACCAGAAAAUCCAGCUGAUCCAGAAAUUCAACACCUUUCUGACAAAUGGACGCUGCAACGGCAGUGAGUGUCUGCUGUGUAAAAUAGGUUGGAUCUUCUUCAAUGAGUCAUGUUACUAUUUCGGUGAGACUUGGUUGACCUGGGAUGAAAGUCGUCGGUUCUGUCAGUUCUCAUUUGCUGAUCUGGUUGUUAUUGAUAAUCUGCAGGAACAGGUGAGCUCUGACACCAAUCAUGUUACAAAUUCAGAUUUUAAAUAUGCGAUGAAAUUCUGAUGACUUGAUCA
Molecule: messenger RNA, 932 nt
Organism: Poecilia reticulata (guppy)
Lineage: Eukaryota; Metazoa; Chordata; Actinopteri; Cyprinodontiformes; Poeciliidae
Source: RefSeq, a predicted model, not a curated record